AUGACGGUUCACCAGCCAAGCCCUCCUCUGGACGCUUUAUCCCCAUCAGAAGGCAAUGCCCGCAAAAGAGUGUGCAAGGCCUGUGAUCGGUGUCGAUUGAAAAAGUCGAAGUGUGAUGGAGCAAAUCCAUGCGGACGAUGUAAGACGGAUAAUGCGAUCUGUGUAUUUGGUGAGCGGAAAAAGGCCCAUGAUAAAGUAUAUCCUAAAGGAUAUGUUGAAAUGCUAGAGCAACAGCAGGCACAGCUGGUUACUGGCCUCCAAGCGCUCUAUAAGAUGACUCUCGACGGGGAAGGGUGGCCAGGCGACCCGCUCAAGGAGUCGGCAAACGGACAUCCCCUUACGCACGACAUUCUAGAACGAUUAGGAGCGCUUAAGCAGGAGGGUCACUCAAGUGACGAGCCAUUCGAAGAUGAUCUACAAUUGGCGCAGAAGAAAUUGAUUGCGAAUGGUGCCGGAUUCAUGCAGCGCCAGGAUUCCUCAGAUGGCUCGGAAAGUGAGCAUUCGCCAACAUUUCCCUCGAGGCAGUCCUUGUUCGACCCCCCGUUUUCAAUAAAUCCCAAUCAGCUUCCACCUACCCCUCCCAGCCCACAUACUUUCCCUUCCCGAGCACAGCAGAUGCCCGAACAUAUACUAGAAGGUAUAGUUCAACAGCAGCAACACCAACACCAGUUCUUGCUACAUCACCAGCGGCAGCAGGAACAAAAUAAGGACAAUCUCCAACAACACCGCCAGCAAGUUCUGCGGCAUCAACGGCAUCAACUUUACCAAAAGCAGCAAAUGAAUGCUCAGCGGCAAAAGCAGCUCCAGAAACCAUCUAACACCCAACAAAAGCUUGCGCAGGCCCAAGCCAGCCAAUCUCAAGUUCAGAUGUUCUUCAAUACCCCCGGGUCUCAACCAUCUAUGAAUCCUAGCCUCCUCCAGCGACAGCAAGCGUGGCCUCAAGGAGGCGUUUUGGAUGAAAACAUGGAUCUCACUGUCGAUUCGCCUCUUAUAUCCUUUGACUCGGCACAACAAACCCAGGCGUAUUGUCGACCGAUUUCUCUCACCGGGGGCCUUAAUUCAUGUCUGCCCAUACAACCAGACUGGGUUGAGGACGCUGACUUCAAAGAAUUUUUAAAUCCAACUGUUGCAAUGAUAUAA
Molecule: messenger RNA, 1140 nt
Organism: Histoplasma capsulatum G186AR
Lineage: Eukaryota; Fungi; Ascomycota; Eurotiomycetes; Onygenales; Ajellomycetaceae
Exons: 3
Coding region: 1-1140 (379 amino acids)
Biological process (GO): regulation of DNA-templated transcription
Molecular function (GO): DNA-binding transcription factor activity, RNA polymerase II-specific; zinc ion binding
Source: RefSeq, a predicted model, not a curated record